AUGAAAGGAUGCCGCAGCUGCAACGACCGCAACGAUCGGGAAUGCUGGCUUGAGAGGCCCAAUAGCAAGAGCGUUCGCUACGACAUUAAUACUCCUUAUGACAUGUCCGGCGAUGAGUUUGCCCCUGAUGGCAUCAAGAGAGAAUAUUGGCUUGAAGUCAGCGUAGACGCCAUUGCCCCUGACGGAUUCUUGAAGCCGCUAGGUCAAGUGUUCAAUCACACGUAUCCUGGACCACAUCUGCAAGCCUGGUGGGGCGAUCAAAUUAUAUGUUCGGUGCCGUCUAGAUCUUUUCAAGCUUCUGACAACACACAGGUCGUCCAUGUCACCAACAAGGUUCCAAACCUUGGCACCACAAUUCAUUGGCAUGGGAUAAGACAGCUCAACACGACACAGCAAGAUGGCGUGAAUGGUGUCACGCAAUGCCCCAUCGCCUUUGGUGAGACCUACACAUACAGUUUCAGAGCUGACCAGAUUAGCCACACUUGGUAUCACUCUCAUUAUCAAACACAGUAUUCAGAUGGCGUUGCAGGCCCAUUGACAAUCUACGGCCCAAGCAGCGCUAAUUGGGAUGAGACUUUCACACCCAUCAUGAUGCAAGACUGGGUCCACGACAACACUUCCAUCGCAUUCAAACAGGAGCUUGGCCGAUCCAUUCCUUUGGCCGAUAGCAUCCUCCUGGGUGGCACCAACACCUUUAAGUGCGAUGCGUUGAACUCGUCAUGCUGUCGAAGCUGCGACCUGAGCAACUGCAAAGAGGGCACGGACGAAGCAUUUUGUUGCAAGCCUGAUGACAGAUGCUAUCGGCCCACGUUGCUCCCCAACGGCACUAUCAUCGAGCAGAAACAAGUUGGCGGAAUCUUCAACAGAACUUUUCAAGAAGGCAAACGCUAUCUGCUGCAACUGAUCAAUGCUUCAGCAGAUGCUAUGUUCAUCUUCGCUAUCGAUGAUCAUGAUUUGCUGGUCAUUGCUGCUGACUUGGUACCAAUCAAACCUUACAAGUCUGAAUCCUUAUUCAUCGCUAUUGGCCAACGCUACCAGGUCAUCGUCACAGCCAAGCCUAAGAAGAAAUCGAAAGUCUGCCAAGCGGAUGUCAAGAAGUGCAACUACUGGAUCCGGACAAGAAUAGCUUCAGGUUGCGGUAAUGUUGCGCAAGACAAUGAGGAGACUGGGAUCAUCCAAUACAGCCCGAAUCGAAACGCUCGCGAUCGGCCUGAUACAGAAGCACACACCGAUCGUGAGGGGUGCAAAGAUGAGCCAAUGGAGAAGCUGCGUCCGAUUGUGCCAUGGAAUGCGUCUGAUCUUCGGAACUCGCGCGAAGACUAUACUUUCGUUGCGGCAUUCGACGAUUUGCCAACCCAUGGUGCCUACCGCUGGGAACUCACGGACAAACCCCUGUUCCUCAACUACUCCAGCCCCAGCAUCCUCAACGUCGACAACAACGGCCACUUCCAUGACGUCUACCAAGCCUCUGUGAACUACACCAAUCACGCCUGGAACGGCGGCUUCGUAUACCUCGUCAUCGAUGGAAGUAACAUCCAGCAGAUCGCCGGCAAGCAAGGGGUGCCUGCAGCGCACCCUAUUCAUCUCCACGGCCAUGACUUCGUAAUCUUGGCACAAGUCGACAGCGCUUUCAAUGGCACGAUCCCGAAGAAUCAAGUCGAUAACCCAACGAGAAGGGAUACCGCAUUACUGUACGGCGGCGGGUAUCUCGCACUCGCGUUCAAACUCGACAACCCUGGCGUGUGGCUUGUGCAUUGCCAUAUCGCAUGGCAUGCGUCUUCUGGCCUCGCUCUGCAGAUCAUCGAGCGACAGGAUGAGAUUAUUGGCUCGAUUGGGGAUUUAAAUCCGACGAGGGAGACUUGCAAGGGCUGGGAGAGGAUGGGGCUGAAGUUUCAUCAGGAGGAUUCGGGGAUUUGA
Molecule: messenger RNA, 1917 nt
Organism: Zasmidium cellare ATCC 36951
Lineage: Eukaryota; Fungi; Ascomycota; Dothideomycetes; Mycosphaerellales; Mycosphaerellaceae
Product: multicopper oxidase
Exons: 7
Coding region: 1-1917 (638 amino acids)
Molecular function (GO): copper ion binding; oxidoreductase activity
Source: RefSeq, a predicted model, not a curated record